This is a messenger RNA of Strongyloides ratti, 1791 nucleotides long. Its product is annotated as Fibrinogen, alpha/beta/gamma chain, C-terminal globular domain and Fibrinogen, alpha/beta/gamma chain, C-terminal globular, subdomain 2 and Fibrinogen, alpha/beta/gamma chain, C-terminal globular, subdomain 1-containing protein. The record is from RefSeq and is a predicted model, not a curated record. The coding region runs from base 1 to 1791 and encodes 596 amino acids. The transcript is spliced from 5 exons. Lineage: Eukaryota; Metazoa; Nematoda; Chromadorea; Rhabditida; Strongyloididae.
AUGAGGCAAAUAAUAUUUGGAGUUGUCGUAAUAAGUUUAUUAUUACCUUAUAUAUUAGGUAAAUAUUCUUUAACUUUAUUAUUACAAGAAUAUGAUGUUGGUAUGGGAUAUCUUAAUAAUGGUUCACAUUGUAAUCCAUUUUGGUUUGCUGGUAUAAAAUGUAAUAUUCAAUUAAAAAUUUGUAUUUCAUUAUUAUCUGAUACAACAUCAGUAGCUAAAUGUCAAAAUGAAAAUGGGAAUCCAUCAAAUCAAUGGAUUGACUUAGGACAAGUUACAAAUAAUAGUAAUUCUAUUCAAUUUUCAUUAACAAAAUAUAAUAAUUGGAUAAAUCCAUUGUUUAUCACUAGUAAUGAUGAUACUUUUACCGGUUUUUCAUUAUCAUUAGAAGCUUAUAACAUUAACGGAAAUGAAUUUGAAUUAAUUGAUUCAUAUACUUAUCAAUUUGCUGGACCAUCUGAUAUUAAUUCUACAUUAACAAAAAUUUCAUGGAUUGUUAAUGGUCCUGUUUCAAUACAAACAACACCAAAACCACAAUUAGAAGGAAUUUUUGAUUGUACAGAUUCACCAACAACUACUGGAAAAUUAACAUUAAAUUAUACUGAUACUACUUUUGAUGUAUAUUGUGAUCCUGGAAAUAAUGGUGCAUCAUAUACAGUUAUACAAGCACGUGGUCCCAAAAAUAGUUCAACUGAUUUUAAUAAAAAAUUUAAUGAAUAUGAAAAUUUAAUAGGUACAAUUGAAAAGAAUGGUAAUUAUUGGAUUGGACUAAAAAAUAUUAAUAAAAUUACAAAUAAUGGAAGAAAUUAUGAUAUGAGAAUAGAUCUAUGCUGUGGUGAUAAACAAAUUAAAACAUUAUAUUAUACAAAUGUUAAAAUUGGAGAUUCUACAACAAAUUAUACAUUAUCGUGUAAUGCUUUAGAUAGAGGUAUUGGAUUAGCAUUUGGACCAGGAGGUACAUAUGAUAUUAAUAUGUCAUUUAGUACACCAGAAUAUUAUACAGGUAAUACAAAUGGAUUACCAGAAGAAUAUUGUGAUAUUUUGACUGAUCCAUCAGAUCCAUCUAUAAAAUGGGGAACUGGUGGUUGGUGGUAUGGUUCAUGUGGUAAUAAUCUUAAUGGAAAAUAUAUACCAAAUAAAGAUGGAAAUUGUUCUACAAUAGAUCUUACAAAAGAAGAUUCAAUAAAAACAUCAACAACUGGUAUUGAAAUGGCAACACACACAACACAAAUAGGUAAAUAUCAAUUUGAUGGUAUUUCAUAUGAUAAAAUGAAUAUGAAAUAUAUUUUAAUUUUAUUAACAUUAAUAAGUUUGGGAACAAUUAUAACUUGUUAUACAUUAACGAUAUCAUUAUCAACAUUAAAUGUAACUGGAUAUUUAGAAAAUGGAAAAAAUUGUAGUAAAUUUGCGGAUGUUGGAAUUGAAUGUAAUCCACAACCUAGAAUUUGCAUUGAAAAAUUAACCAUUUUAUCAAAUGAUACAGAACACUGUAUAGGAAGCUAUUUUCAAGAUUUAAAUAUAUUCAAAGGUAAUAAAAUAACAUUUGAUACUCAAAAAUGGUAUAAUUCUUGGUAUAAUCCACAAAUAUUUAAAAAUUUAAAUACUUAUGAAGGAUUUAGAUUAAAAUUAUUUAUCUAUAAUGUUGAUGGAACAGAUUAUCAAAAAAUUGGUUCUUUAUUGUGGGAGUUUCAAAAAACUAAUACUGGAUCACAAACACCAAUCAAGUACAGCAAUACAAAUAGUGCAAAUGAUAAGACAAUUGAAGAAUUUUCUUUAUCAUAUUCUGUUCAAUAA